UGUCUGCAUGUUCCCGGUGGUUUCGGGCUGUUGUUGUCCGUCGGUGCCCCGUUACUCUGGGCUCAUGUUGGCGUUUAACGGCGGACCGUCCGGAGCUGCGGCGCACGUUCAUGGAGGAAACGUGAAGUUUUAGCGGAGAGGACCGGAUGCGGAGGUGAGCUGCUGCCGUAAGCGUGAUGUGUUGGGAUGGAGGAGGCGGAGCAAAGCCACUACGUCUCCCAGCUGAAGGCCGAGUUCGACAGCUGCGACACGACGGCCACCGGCUUCCUGGACCGAGAGGAGCUGACGGCGCUCUGCAGGAAGCUGCAGCUGGACGCCCACCUGCCGCUGCUGCUGGACACGCUGCUGGGAGGACGCACUUACGCCAGGGUGAACUUUGAGGAGUUUAAAGAGGGCUUCGUGGCCGUCCUGUCUCGCUCUCUGGACUUCAGCACAUCAGAGGACGACAGCAGCUACCUGGAGCCAGUUGUUCCAGAGGAGGUGAAGCCAAAGUUUGUGAAGGGAGCGAAGCGAUACGGCCGUCGCUCACGUCCCGACAGCAAACCCGACGCCGCGUUGACCUGCGACUCGGAGGACUCGCCGCCGUCCAGAGCAGAAGCCACAGACUCGUCACCGGUCGGCGUCCGCAGGGCCAAACUGAGACGGUCAACGUCUCUGGAGAGUGUUGAGAGCCUGAAGUCUGAUGAGGAGGCAGGAAGUCAGAAGGAGAACACCGAGUCAGACUUUCAGUCUAAAGGUCCUCAGCAGGAGGAGGUGGAGCUGGGAGUUAUUACAGGAGGUGGAGACGUGCUGACACCAGAGGAGCUGCACCUGCUGCUCGGCAGGGCGGAGGCUGACGUCCACAAGGUUCUGUGUGGCUCCGCCCCUGUCUCCUGCUCCACCCCCCUACGACUAGCUGACCUGCAGAGGACGGCGCACAGGGUCAGACGCUCACUGCUGCACACACAUAAUUCUCAGGCAGCGUCAGAGGGGCGCUCGGCUCGCUCCACCUCGCCCUCCCUGCUGACGGCCACGGUGGGUCAGAGGGUCCUCAGCCGGCUGGACGACGGCUCAGGAUGCAGCAGCCCCGAGCGGGUCAUCGCUCUGUGGACCGAGGAGGGCAUCAGGAACAGCCGGGACAUCCUGCAGACUCUGGACUUCUCUCUGGAGGAGCGACUCAGUCUGGCAGACCUGACUCUGGCUCUGGACAACGAGCUGCUGGUCGGCGGGAACGGAAUCCACCAGGCGGCGCUCAUCUCCUACAAGAACGAGAUCCAACACCUGCAGCUGGUGGCGGAGCAGGCCUGCAGACAGCGGGACAAGGCGAAGGCAGACCUGGAUCUGGCUGAUCAGAGGAACCUGCAACUGGUCAGAGAGGUGGACGACCGUCACGCCAACAUGGAGACGCUCAACCAGAGCAGGAUCAGGGACCUGGAGCAGGAGUUCCGUGAUAGGCUGACGGCUCUGCGCAGUCAGUUGGAGCAGGAAAGCGAGACUCAUCUGCAGCAGGCGGAGAGAGAGCGCAGCACGCUGCAGGGCGAGCUGCGGCAACUGCGAGCGCAGGAGACGCAGCUGCAGGAGGAGCUUAGCAGUGCCACGCAGGAAAACACUCGUCUGGAGGAGGAGCUGAGCGUUUUGAAGCAGAAGCUGACUGAAGCUGAAAGCUCAGUGAACAGACUGCACAGAGACCUGGACCAGCUGCUGCAGGACAAGUUUGGCGGUUUGGACCCGGCAGCUGCUGGUCUGAGUCAUGAGGAGAGGUUCUCCGAGAUGGUGGGAGAGUGCGAGCUGCAGUGCCGGGAGCUGCGGGACAGAAAUGAUGAGCUGAGCUCAGAGUUGGAGCUGCUGAAGGGUCAGAGGUGCGACAGGAAGUCCAGACGGUCAACAGGACCUGCCGCCACUCUGAGCUGGACCGAACAACACUCAGUCAGCGGCGAAUCAGACUCCGACGAGUCGGACGUGAAGCCCAGCUCAUCUCCUCUGGACAGGAAGAAACUGCAGGCAGCAGAUAAAACUGCGCUGUCCACGCUGGACGGCGUCUCCGGUCCUGCUGUCAGCAUUCAGACUGAACUGGCUCUGGAGCAGCUGAAGCAGAAACACAGCCAGGAGCUGCAGCAGCUGCACAUCCAGCUCGAGACGCAGGUGAACUACUACGAGCGCAGCCUGGAGCUGAUGAGACACAGCAUGGAGGUGGAGCGUAAAGACAUCUCUCAGGCCUUCAAGCUGGAGAUCAGCGAGCUGGAGGAGCAAAAAGCUCAGGCGGAGCAGCAGGUGAAGCAGCUGAAGGAGACGCUGGACAAACUGCAGGCUCAGAUCCAACAUGGAGGAGGGUGGAGCAACGAGCAGGAGCGCAGGAUGCAACGGGAGCGGGCGGAGCUCGAGCAGAACUUUGCCAGAGAAAUCGGUAACCUGGUCCAGAGGCUGAGUGCUGAGAAGGAUCAGCUGGAGGUCGAGCUGAAGCUGAGGAUGGACCAGGAAGUGAUGCUGGUCAGGGAGGAAGCAGAGCAGCAGCUUUCCCAGAUGAAGCUACAGCACGCCGAGGCUCAGCGCCGCCUCCUCCACCAACUCCACCGGGAGCGCCAGCGGCUGCAGGAGCAGAGAGGCUUCUGGGAGAACCGACUUGCCCAGUCAGAGCAGGAGGAGAGAGCCAGGGAGGAACAAGUGAGGAUCUGCAGUCAGUUCUCCUCAGAGAAGAGUAGGGUGGAGGAGCAGCACAAGCAGGAGGUCUGUCAGCUGAAGGAGCAGAUCUCCAGCUUACAGGAGGUCAUCCAGAACUCCCAUCUCCAAAUCAACCAAUCGGAGGCCAGGUUAGAGGAGUUCAGAGAGCGCUGUGGUCAGUUAGAGGAUGAUCUUAAAGCUUCUCAGGGGCGCUGCUCUGAGCUAGAGGCCAGGCUGGAGGAGGCCUGCACUCAGCUGAAGGAGAGCAUCACCUUCCUGGAGUCUCAUGAGGUUUUGAAUAAACACCUCGCCUCAGAGAAGAGCUCUGUGGAGGAGAAGCUGCAGCUGGUGAAGACCGAGGAGGAACAACUCCUGCUUCAGGUGACCCAGCUGAAAGAGGAGCUGGGACAUCUCCAGGCUGCCUCCAACAGCGUCCUGCAGGACAGGGAGGUGGUUGCCGAUAACUGCAGCCGCCUCUCCGAUGCCUUCGUCCAGCAGCAAGCCCAGCUUCGAGCCAGAGAGCAGACUGUCGGUGCCCUGAGGUCAGAACUGGAGAGUCUGCAGGACGUUGUGAGGAACAAAGCUGAGUGUCUCUCCAAACAGACUGCUGAGUUGGACUUGUUGAAGACGGACCGAGACAGGCUAAUCCAGGACCUGAAGGACCAGGCCAUGGCUGUGGACACCCUGCAGCUGGAACUGGACGCCGUCUCUGAGGAGUUGGACCGGAGGAAGAGCGCUGAGGGGGCUCUGCAGGAGGCUCUGAAGCAAGAGCAGACCAUGACCUCGCAGCUCCAGGCCAGUCUGACGGAGGAGAAGGAGGAGGUCUGUCGUCUGAGCCGGGAGAAUGGAAGCUACACCCGGCUGGCUGACCAGCUCUCCACCCAGAUCGUAGAGAUGGAAGAAGAGAUCUCCACACUCAGAGAACAUCUGAAGGAAAUCAGCUCCCAGCUCAACGAGACUGCAGACCUGGUCCUGGGCCUCAGGAGGCAACUUAACACCAAAACCAGCGAGGUGGACCGGCUCCGGGCCGAGGUGGCGGACGGCGCUGAUGUCUUGCGUCAAGCCAAGGCCUCAUCUGAUAAGCAUCACGGUGAAGUUCAACAGCUUACCAGCUGGCUGGAAGCGAAGGACAGCGAGCUGGCCCUGGCCAGACAGCAGGUCCUCCACCUGCAGCAGGACCUGCAGGACUCCCAGAAGCAGCUGAGGAUGGCAGAGGAGCAGUUUGAACAGGAGAAGAGGAGGAUGACGCAGCAGCUGAUGGAGCUGGAGAAGCUGGUCCUGGCCCUGGAGGAGGUGAUGGACCCAGCCAGUCCACACAGGACUCAGCUGGAGGAGGUUCGAUCGGAGAAUGGAGCUUUGCAGGAGCGACUGAGCGUCCUGCAGCAGGAGGUGCGCAGCCUGGAGGACGACGUCUCCAAGAAGAGGAGGAAACUGGAGGAGAUGGACAGAGAACGUGAGAGGAGCAGAGAGGAGGAGGAAAGGCUGCACAAAGAGAACUCCAGGUAUCGUGAGGAGGUCCUGGAUCUUAGCAGCAGGAACCUGCAGCUCAGCAACGACAACGCCGAGAUUAGCGCCCGUCUCCACGGAGACCAGGAGUCGGUCCGGAUGCUGCAGGAGCGCCUGGCGAUGGUCUCCAAGGAGCAGGAGGAGGAGGGAGCGUUGGUGCGGCAGCUGCAGGAUGCAGCGCUGCGGCAGGAGAUGGAGAAGCUACAGCAGCAGGCGGCCUGGGCGCAGGAGAGGCAGCAGCUUGAGAGGGAGCUCAGCUCCUACAAGGAGAAGCUGGGUCGUCUGUCGGAGCUGGAGGCGGAGCUCAGCACUGCGACUCUGAAGCUGCAGUGCUUAGAGGAGGACAAGACCAAACUGCUGAGAGAGGCAGAUGACCGAAAUGAAAAGGUGGAGAAGCUUCAGCAGUCGCUGCCCUCUCUGGAGUCGGAGGCCGAGCUGCUUCGCUCUCAUCUCCACGCCAUCAAUCAGGAGAAACUCGGCCACGCCCAGGAAGUGACCGACCUGCAGAAGGAGCUGCAGGACGCUCAGAAAAAGGUGGACCAGUUGGAGACCAGCGUCAGAAAGCUGAUGAGGGACAAAGAGGAGCUCCAUCAGGCUCUGGAGGAGCAGGAGGAGCAGACUUCCCUGACUGUGCAGGAGAGGACGCACAAACUGAGAGUCCAGAACCAGGAGCUCCAACACAAGCUGUCAGAGCUGCAGGUCCAGAGUGUGGAGGUCCAGAAGCUGACCCAGGAGCAGCAGAGCCUGAAGGCCAAACUGAACGAGAUGGAGGUGGCGCGGACGCAGGCUCGGGACCAGGCGGCUCGGGCUGACACCACCCUCAGUCUGGUUCAGGCGCAGCACGUCAGGCAGCUGCAGGAGCUGCAGGAGCAGUCGGGCGACAGCUGCAGGCAGCAGGUGGAGCUCCUGCAGGCCCACCUGGUGGAGGAGCAAAGGAGGAGUCAGCAGCUGGAGGAGAUGCUGAGACUUCAGGCUCAGCAGAGCAGCUCCCAGAUCAGCACGAAGCAGGAUCAGUACGAGAAGGCGAUGUCUUCCCUGCAGCAGAGGAUGGAGGAGCUGGAGACCAAACUGAAGGGAGUCCGGAUGGUCCUGCAGGAGAAAGUCCAGCAGCUCAAAGAACAGCUGGCGAAGAACACAAAGUCCAGCAUGUUGUUGAAGGAUCUCUACGUGGAGAACUCUGAGCUGAUGAAGGCUCUGCAGGUCACUGAGCAGCGGCAGAAAAAAGCAGAGAAGAAGAACUUCUUGUUGGAGGAGAAAGUCAACGCGCUCAACAAGCUGCUGAGGGAGAUCGUCCAAGUGUCGUUUGCCACGUAGCUGCUGAUCGAGAACCGUUGGUGGUCCGAGACCGGUUUCACUAAAGCAGCUUCAGCACUUGUUGAGACGAGCUUAGACUGACAGCUAGCAGGAGGAAGGUGUUAGCUGCACUCGGAGAAGUCGACUAAUUUAACCAGUCUGAACAAAGAGAUUAGAAACAAAAAUUUACGGCAGACUUCACGUGUGGACUUGCAGCCCUUCAGAGUAAAAGCAGGACGGAGUCUGACUGAUCGGCCAUUCAGAGCGCAGGCAGUUUAUUGCAGUCAGCCUGAGCUCUGGGUUGGCUGCUACCACACUUACAUCCUGCAUUACAAAUGAAAAUUAUGAUGUCCUCACUUUUUUAAUUAUUUUGUAAUUUGUGUGCACUAAAUAUAUGUGUUUAGUCCUUUGAGUCUCUGGGGCCUCUGCAGUUUCUUGUUAUCAUUUAUUUUAAAGUGGCAAAACAAAGUAUGUUCUUAUUUCCACCAAAUUACUUUUAAAUAAUUGUGAGUUUUUUGUCAGUGGUGGGAGCUUGGAUUGUGAGCAGGUCGAUGUGAGGUUUGACUCACAGGUAAAGGUGUGUGUGUGGGUGGGGCCUUUUACAUGAGUCAUCACCUGUAAUGGCUUCUCCUCAACAGGUGAAUGUUUGCUGUCCUCCAUGAAGCUGCUUUACACAAACUGAACUUCUAGAAAACUUAAGGAAAUCCAGUCUGACCAGUACACACACACACACACCCCACCAGUGUGAAGUAUUUCAGCCAUGAGGAUAUUAUCUUCCUUUGUUUUAUACAUCUGAUUUUUAAUGUGAGACUUUUAUUUUGUGAAGGUCGAGUCUGUUUCUCUGCUCUCUUGAUCUUGUUCAGUUUCUUGUCUGUAGUUUUUCCCUCAGAGUGAGACCUCUUCCUCCGCUCGGCUUCCGUUCAAAUACAACAAACCAAAUCACACCUAUUUGUGGGUGGGACGGGCGGACAGACAGACAGACCUCCAUGUACGAUAAUGUGACAUGAAAACCACAUUAAAUUAUGUUUUUAUCCUCA
Molecule: messenger RNA, 6473 nt
Organism: Scatophagus argus
Lineage: Eukaryota; Metazoa; Chordata; Actinopteri; Scatophagidae
Gene: ninl
Product: ninein-like
Exons: 31
Coding region: 187-5457 (1756 amino acids)
Biological process (GO): microtubule anchoring at centrosome
Cellular component (GO): centrosome
Molecular function (GO): calcium ion binding
Source: RefSeq, a predicted model, not a curated record